AUCGUCCUAGUCAAGCAGACGCCGUGAGAUUCAGAUUGGAAGAAGAUGGCAGCGUCAUCGGAGGCAAAAACCGUGCACUCGCCGCUGGUCACUUACGCUUCAAUGCUUUCGCUCCUUUCUUUCUGCCCUCCCUUUGUCAUUUUACUAUGGUACACGAUGGUGCAUGCUGAUGGGUCCAUUAUCCAAACAUGGAAUUACUUGAGGCAGAAUGGACUGCAGGGGUUCAUACAAAUAUGGCCAAAACCCACUGCUACAGCUUGGAAAAUCAUUUUUUGUUAUGGAGCAUUUGAGGCUGCACUUCAGUUGUUCCUUCCUGGAAAGACGGUUGAGGGCCCAAUAUCUCCAACAGGGCACCGUCCUGUUUAUAAGGCAAAUGGUAUGGCAGCAUACUUUGUGACAUUGUUUACCUAUCUCAGCCUUUGGUGGUUUGGUAUAUUCAACCCCACAGUUGUUUAUGAUCGUUUGGGAGAAAUAUUUUCAGCCCUCAUCUUUGGAAGCUUCAUCUUCUGUAUUUUCUUAUACAUAAAAGGUCAUUUGGCUCCUUCUUCGACUGAUUCAGGCUCAUGUGGGAACAUAAUAAUUGAUUUCUACUGGGGCAUGGAGCUGUAUCCUAGAAUUGGCAAAGACUUCGACAUCAAAGUCUUCACCAACUGCAGAUUUGGAAUGAUGUCUUGGGCAGUUCUUGCAGUCACCUAUUGCGUAAAACAGUAUGAACAGAAUGGAAGAGUUGCUGAUUCAAUGCUUGUAAAUACAAUAUUGAUGUUGGUAUAUGUUACAAAGUUUUUUUGGUGGGAAGCUGGUUACUGGAAUACAAUGGACAUUGCACAUGACCGAGCUGGCUUUUAUAUUUGUUGGGGGUGCUUGGUUUGGGUUCCAUCUGUGUACACUUCACCAGGGAUGUACCUUGCCAACCAUCCCAUCCACCUUGGAACGCAGCUCGCACUUUAUAUCCUAUUUGCUGGCAUUCUUUGCAUAUACAUCAACUAUGAUUGUGAUAGGCAAAGACAAGAAUUUCGCCGAACAAAUGGUAAAAGCUUGAUUUGGGGCAAAGCUCCAUCGAAGAUAGUGGCUUCAUACACUACAACAUCUGGGGAGACGAAAACCAGCCCUCUUUUAACCUCAGGAUGGUGGGGUUUAUCUCGUCAUUUCCAUUAUGUACCAGAGAUCUCAGCUGCUUUUUUCUGGACUGUCCCAGCUCUUUUCAACCACUUUUUGCCAUACUUCUAUGUGGUGUUUCUUACCAUCCUUCUCAUUGACCGUGCCAAAAGAGAUGAUGACCGAUGUCGAUCCAAGUAUGGCAAGUACUGGAAAUUAUAUUGUGAGAAGGUUCCCUACAAGAUACUUCCAGGAGUUUACUGAGUUAUAGCUCAUGCCCUGUGUUUGAGUCUACAAAUUCCCUGGUUCCUGCUAGGCACCAACGUGUGCUUGUUAUUUUUAUGGGAUAUUAUGGAAGGACUCUGGACCUGCUCCUGUCAAUGUAUAAUUUGACAUGCCCACUAUGCCCCUUUGUGCAAAAUUUCUUAGGGAUUAAUUUGUACAAGGCUGUUAUUUUCUUGUACCAAAAACAAAUUUUAUUUCAAGUUCUAUUUAUGGGUACACAACCGUAGACGAUUUUCAGAGAUAAAAUUCUGACAGGAAU
Molecule: messenger RNA, 1639 nt
Organism: Rubroshorea leprosula
Lineage: Eukaryota; Viridiplantae; Streptophyta; Magnoliopsida; Malvales; Dipterocarpaceae
Source: the annotation of a GenBank genome assembly